Molecule: messenger RNA, 834 nt
Organism: Pseudomyrmex gracilis
Lineage: Eukaryota; Metazoa; Arthropoda; Insecta; Hymenoptera; Formicidae
Gene: RpL13
Product: 60S ribosomal protein L13
Exons: 4
Coding region: 109-768 (219 amino acids)
Biological process (GO): translation
Cellular component (GO): ribosome; cytosolic large ribosomal subunit
Molecular function (GO): RNA binding; structural constituent of ribosome
Source: RefSeq, a predicted model, not a curated record
CGUGACGAGCGAUCAUUGUAGACAGUGCCUAAAAGUAGCUGUUUCCGGUUUUCCCAUGUUCUUUUUCCGGUGUUCGUCGCGUGAGCAAGUUGAUAAUAAAUAUCAACCAUGGGCAAGGGAAAUAAUAUGAUCCCUAAUGGCCAUUUCCAUAAGGAUUGGCAAAGAUACGUUAAGACUUGGUUCAAUCAGCCGGCGAGGAAAAUCCGCCGUAAAGUGAAACGCAUCAAGAAAGCCAGAUCUGUUGCACCUAGACCCGUGAAUCUUCUAAGACCAGUUGUGCAUUGCCCAACAUUCCGCUAUCACACCAAGGUUCGCGCCGGCAGGGGUUUCACACUGGCUGAACUGAAGGCGAGCGGUUUGAACAAGAAAUUCGCCAGGUCUAUCGGGGUCGCAGUCGAUCCUCGUCGUCGCAAUAAGUCAAUCGAGUCUCUGCAAACAAAUGCUCAACGUUUAAAGGAGUACAGGGCUAAAUUGAUUCUCUUCCCGAUAAACGAGAAGCAUCCUCAGAAGGGUGACGCGACCGAGGAAGAAAGAAAACUCGCGGUUCAAGUCAAGGGUGAUCCUAUGCCCAUCAAACAUCAGGCGGCCGCCAAGUUGAAGACCCGUCCCGUUACCGAGGAUGAGGCCAAGUUCUCAGCGUACGUGACUCUUCGCAAAGCGAGAGCGGACGAACGUUUGGUCGGUGUUCGCGCGAAACGCGCCAAGGACGCUUCCGAGAAUCCCGAUGAUGUGACAAAGGUUGCUAAGGACAAGAAACCGAAAAAGUAAUAGCUCUAUGACAUAUUUUCCUUGUGUAAAUAAAACAAAAUAAAAUCUUUCUUUGAGGGAAAGUAA